Molecule: messenger RNA, 2742 nt
Organism: Mugil cephalus (flathead mullet)
Lineage: Eukaryota; Metazoa; Chordata; Actinopteri; Mugiliformes; Mugilidae
Product: germ cell-specific gene 1-like protein
Exons: 5
Coding region: 321-1241 (306 amino acids)
Cellular component (GO): plasma membrane
Source: RefSeq, a predicted model, not a curated record
UAAUUUGCCAUUUGUAAUGGAUGAUAUUGAAGGCAAAGAUUUGUGGGAGGGGAGGAGCGACGGACGAGCGGUAGAAAGAGUGAAGGACUUCAAAUGACGGCCGUGGGUUUCUAUUGUUUCUGCGGAAGUGCAGAGAAUGCACAGCAGCACACGGGCAGAGGCAGCGGAGGGAUGUGCGCAACUCUCACCAGAGGAGCCCCGGACGCAACAAGAUUAUGAAGAUUUCAUAUAUCUGCUGGGAGGCAAAACACGGUGGCUACAUAUCGAAAAGCCAGGAUUAGUUGCCUUUUCAUUUCAUUUCCUCUGGCCUGGCCUCGACCAUGAGGUUAGAGCGAGGGCGGCGGGCUUCUCUGGCGCUCACCCUUAACUUCGUGGCGUUUGCCUUUGCCUUGUCCGCGGUGUGCACCAGCUACUGGUGCGAGGGAACCAGGAAAGUGCCCAAGCCCUUCUGCACGGGGCCGCCGCUGAAGGUGAAGCAGUCGUUCUGCAUCCGCUUCAACAGCUCCAACCUCAACGACAGCCGCUUGGUCCAGUACAUCUUUGAGACCGGAGAGGAUAAGUUUCUCAUGCGGAAGUUCCACGCAGGAAUAUUUUACUCCUGCGAGCAGUCCGCCGACAUGAAUGGAUUUGACUGUCGAGACUUCUUUGAGAUUGCACCUGAACAUGAAAGAGGGGUGCUGUGGUUGUGCAUCGUGGCUGAGACUCUGUACCUCACCCUGCUCUUCAUGGGUGGAGCUCUGAUGACUCUGGAGCAGUGCCCCUGCUACAGCGUCAUGAACAAGCUGAAGCUCAGUGCCUUCGCUGCCGUGUGCACUGCACUGUCAGGCCUUUGUGGGAUGGUAGCCCACAUGAUGUUUACCACCAUAUUCCAGCUGGCUGUUGCCAUGGGGCCAGAAGACUGGAGGCCCAAGACCUGGGACUACAGCUGGUCUUAUGCUUUAGCGUGGGGCUCCUUUGGCACCUGCAUGGGCUCUGCAGUGACGGCGCUGAACAGGUACACAAAGACCAUCAUAGAGUUUAAGUAUAAGCGGCGGAACAUCGAGAAGACCCUGAUGGUCAAGCAGAAGAUGAUCGACAUGGACCUCCCCGAUCAGAUGUGGGACAUGUACCUGACUGCCGUACCGGUUGAUGCAGAGACGCCACUAGAACUGCUGGCCAACGGCCACAAACCACCCACAGGAACAACAUACGUGGUUGAAAUGGACGAUGUACCGGAACAACAGGGAGAGGCUUAUUGUUAAAAACGGAGUCGACAUCCUUCCCUGCUGCGACCCACUGGACCAGUUUUAGGGGCUGAAUUUCCUCGUCCUAAAUUGACUCUUGUUCCUGGAUUUAAGCGUCUAAUACGGGAGAAUAUUUGUUCCUCUCUACACAUCCAGUGUGUGUCUAGGAAGCCAGAGCCCAGAUUCUUUUUGCAGAAAUAAUGUGACAUCGUGGGCUUUGAGAAACAACAUGCAUUUAAUCAAAUCUUUCCAUGCAAUAUUAUCUGAGGGAGGAAGGGGGAAGCCGUAGCUUCAGUGUCUUCACUCUGGGAUGUGGCAGUCUACCAGACAUGCAACAUCCUUCUCAUCUGCUUCAGCAUCAGCCGAAUUCAUCCCUUCCACUCAAUCUGCAUAAAAGCACUGUGGUGGAUGAGGUCUGGGGAGAAGAGCAGUGAAUACACAACAGUACCAUCACGUCCAUCACCAUCCCGUGGACUUGACUCUCUUGCAAAUGACUGUUAACACUUAAUGUUGGAAAAUCAAAUGACUACAAGGAGACAGAAUAUUGACAGUGAUGCUCCAAAUAGAUGGAAACAAUGAAAAAAGAUCAUAAAGUGAUAAGAAACAACCACAAAGGCACACAACAUGACCACACAGAGAUAAUACAAUGACCUCAAAGGCACACAAACAACCACAUGAAAUGACUCAAUGACCACAUGAACUUGCAGCACGUGUGUGUUUCUGUCAGUUUUGAGGUGUUGCUCCUCUGUUGGAUGUGUGGCUGGCCUCUAGCUUGUCUCUUCUGAUUUUGCAGAGCAGUGUCAGCUCAUGGGUUCAACACCUGGUAUUUCUUGACAUGUUUGCCAAUACGUCUGAGAGUUUUGGUGAAAAUACUGCAUGUUCGAUGCUAAAUCAGAAAUGACUUCAUGUCAUGUUUGACCACAGCGGCUGCUGCCCUAAGUUACCAUUUAUUGGAUGUUUUAUUGUUAUUGGGGAAGCGCAUAUACAGAGCACCAGACUAACAGAUGGAGUCAAGGGAAUACUCUCUGUGGAUUAAGACUGACAUCUAUUGGAAGUAGAAAAUACAAGCAGACCUUACAGUUUAUCUGUCUCUGAGGCCGCAACGAAGCUGCAAAAUAAUGCUUUUCAAUGAACUGGUUGCAAACAGCUUAACUGAGCUCAAAAACAAAAAUCCAAUUAUUGACAUUAUUGUUGAAGUUGUCUUUAUCAUCUUAUUCCAUCAUGCGCUUGUUCUCCCUGCAGAGGCACCAGCAGUGUUGCUGUGGUGGCUCAAGUAAUCUCAUUAGGUGGCGGGAAUCCAAAAUAUAAUGCGCUCGCUGGGGGUGGGGGGAGCUGUGGCAGUUUGGGGGCUGUCUUUUUUAAUUUAAUCUUUUUUUUUUUCUUUUUUUGCUCUUCUUUUUAGUUAUAAAACAAAAUAAAAAAACACAGUAUAAAACAGGAUUGGUCUGCUGGGGUGAGCCAGACAGAAGCAAACAAUUACAUGACACAAAGCUAGCUAUGCUAACCUUAUUAACCACAG